Messenger RNA from Kuraishia capsulata CBS 1993, 249 nucleotides. RefSeq lists its product as uncharacterized. The record is from RefSeq and is a predicted model, not a curated record. Gene Ontology annotation, biological process: inosine salvage; nucleotide metabolic process. The transcript has 2 exons. The coding region runs from base 1 to 249 and encodes 82 amino acids. Gene Ontology annotation, molecular function: magnesium ion binding. NCBI's taxonomy places the organism in Eukaryota, Fungi, Ascomycota, Pichiomycetes, Pichiales, Pichiaceae.
AUGACUUCGAGAGACGGUCUUAUAGAAUGGAUCAAGGGUCUGCUGGCGGGACCUUUCGUUCUCCACGCUGCCAAAACAAACGGUGUAUCUGUUACUGAUGAGCUGAAAAUCAAUGCUGAUGCUAAACGGCGUUAUGCGGAGAUUUUUCUCGAUAUCGAGAGGUUGAUCGAUGAUCAGAGUAAGUUGUUGCUGACUCUUGGAAGUUUGCUGAGACUUUCAGUCUUUCUCAAGUCUACGGCUAAUUACUAA